Messenger RNA from Drosophila arizonae, 1057 nucleotides. RefSeq names its product degringolade (gene dgrn). The record is from RefSeq and is a predicted model, not a curated record. Gene Ontology annotation, biological process: positive regulation of transcription by RNA polymerase II. Lineage: Eukaryota; Metazoa; Arthropoda; Insecta; Diptera; Drosophilidae. Gene Ontology annotation, molecular function: transcription factor binding.
CUUUGAUGAGGCCGCCUAAAUGUCUAAAUCUUUUUUGAAAUUUGCACAAGCCGAGCGAUAUGUCCAGCUUCUCAGAUUUUUCACUUUCUGACUCGUUGACACCUGCGACAUCUGCAGCCGUCGUAAGCUCGCCCAUUUUCGGGCUGAUGGAAAACUCUAGCCCCGAAAAUACCGUCGAAUCGAACUCUAGCCCCGAGAAUACCAUCGAGUCGAACAUGACAUCGGACAAUUCCAGCUCCAGCUUCAAUCGUUCACCUCAGGAGGAGCCCUCGACAGACACAUUAGACUUAACCGAUGACGUCCUGCAGGAGGCAGCGGACGACUCAUUUCAGCAUGAUCUAAUUGAAGCCGAAAUAGCGAGCAUUCGCCUCUUCUGCGAGGAAGUGGAUAAUAAUUUGACCCAGAUUGGCCUGGGCCCAGUGGGCAGCAAUUCAACGCCUAGGAAUCCAUAUGCUCGCCGUAAUAAUCGCUUAACGGGCAGGAAUGAGCCCGAAGAGGUUAUUGAUCUGUCCAAUCUAGAGUUUAUUCCACCUCGUCGCAGCGGAAGACCUCGCACUCCCGAGGCUGUUAUCGAUCUGUGCACUCCGGAGCCGUGCCGCCGUCUUCCGGCCUUCAUCAAUUUGACGGACUCGAGCAAUGAGCCCACAGCUGUCAAUCGGCGUCGUCUAUACGACAACAACCCGCCGGCAGCAGCUGCAGAGCCUGAUGCUGGUGCCUCGAGUCCAAAGCGUGAAUGCCUAGACUUAGACAAGUCGGACUCAUUCCGUGAAGCCUACAAAUGUCCCGUCUGCCUGGAAUGCGUUCGCACGCGCGAGCCCUACUCGACCAAGUGCGGUCACAUCUUCUGCAAGCACUGCAUCGAAACAGCUAUUUCUACCACCCACAAAUGCCCGCUUUGCAAUAAGCGCGCGACCAAGCGUUCGCUAUUUCGUAUUUAUCUUUAGGUUCCGUACCUUUUUAUGUUUAUCCUACAUUAUAAUUGUCUGUAUUCGCGUAUAAUUUAGUUGUUAACGAAUGGAAUGUUCCUCCUCAUAAAAAAAAUCACAUUUUCCCAGAA